AUGACCCGAUCAGCACUCGCUCCAUUGACGCCUACCCAGCUUGAAGAAGGUGCAUCCAAAUGCCUUGCUCUCCAGCAAUCUGGCCAAGAUCUCCACGGCAAAAGACCAUUCGCCGCAAUUCUGCUGGGCCCCGACAAUGCGACACAGCUCAUGUCAUCGCUGUCGCUGUCACACGUGCGCCACGCGGAGUGUGAGCUCGCGCGCAAUGCGGCCGACAACUACGACUGGGAUUAUCUUGCUGGGUGUACUAUGGUGUCGACCUGGGAGCCAUGUGCCAUGUGCGCAGGGACGAUUUACUGGGCGCAUAUCGGACGGCUGGUAUAUCUCGCGUCGGAAAAGACGCUGCAAGAUAUGAUCGGGGCGGGUAACCCUGAGAAUCUCACAUUGGACCUACCUUGUCGCGAGGUCUUUGUGGCUGGGCAAACCAAGGUCGAAGUGAUCGGGCCAUUGAGCGACGAGGGCUGGGAAAAUAGAGUGGUUGAUGAUGCGCGUCGGUACUGGUCGAAGUAUGGUCAGUCCUGA
Penicillium argentinense is the source of this 522-nucleotide messenger RNA. RefSeq names its product nucleoside deaminase. Gene Ontology annotation, molecular function: guanosine deaminase activity. The transcript has a single exon. Gene Ontology annotation, biological process: purine nucleoside catabolic process. Lineage: Eukaryota; Fungi; Ascomycota; Eurotiomycetes; Eurotiales; Aspergillaceae. Bases 1 to 522 code for a protein of 173 amino acids. The record is from RefSeq and is a predicted model, not a curated record.